AUGUGCAAGUCGUGGACCCUCCGCUACACUUGCUCCCAUACCCGGAGCGUACGGCGAAGGAGAUGCGGAGGGAAUUUCAGCGGGCCCUCACGCCACUCUGAUGAGGCAAAGAUCAGAUGCCGCGGAUCAGAUCCUUUAAUCAUCGCGAUCAGCUCGCUUUGUGCAUCUUGUCGACUGGCUGAAGUCGAAGCACAACUCCAUGCCGAAGUUGAGAUGUUGCGGAUCAAGCUGGCUUCCGACGUCUGGAACCCCGACAUCGCGGCGAAGCUCGUAAUGGCGGAGAGUGAGCUCGGUGAUAAGUUAUGGAGUCUGACGAGAGAGCUUCCUUCAGGUGGAGCUUUCAAGGAAAGCGUUCGCCCGUUGUUGAGUCGAAGGUCGAUCGUGGCAUCAAGCAAUACUGGAGAGCACACUUUUCGCUCAAGUCGGCUGGGUUCGGAGAUCAAGCCGGAAGACGUGUUGGACAACGAGGCGGUGAAGUGGGACUGGAGCUUGGGUCCAUCAACGGACGAAAAUGCUACUGAGCUCGAAAACACAGAGGAGGACGAGGACCGGGCUGACUGGGGUUGGGACUCGCCAGAGAUGGAUCCAAUACCGGAAGGAGAACAGGAUUUGGAGAUUCAGUUGGCCAAUCUUACACUGGUACAUCCCUUGGAAGAGCGUCAGAGAUCCGCGGGCGGUACAGAAAACGUGCGACCUCGAAAGCAGGUCAUUCCUCCUCAUCGACGGCGCAGAGAAGGAUCAAGUCUUCGAGGCCGAGCACAGCAAGCCAUCUUGGACCUGAGAUCAUUACAUGCUUGUGGCGGAUACCAGCUGGGAUUUGCGAUCAGCAAUUGA
This is a messenger RNA of Zymoseptoria tritici IPO323, 834 nucleotides long. RefSeq lists its product as uncharacterized. Bases 1 to 834 code for a protein of 277 amino acids. The record is from RefSeq and is a predicted model, not a curated record. Lineage: Eukaryota; Fungi; Ascomycota; Dothideomycetes; Mycosphaerellales; Mycosphaerellaceae. The transcript has a single exon.